Dovyalis caffra is the source of this 306-nucleotide messenger RNA. The record is from the annotation of a GenBank genome assembly. NCBI's taxonomy places the organism in Eukaryota, Viridiplantae, Streptophyta, Magnoliopsida, Malpighiales, Salicaceae.
AUGGCAUUACAGCGGCGGACCAAUCUCCAAAGGGUCGAGUCCGGGUUCUAUCAGCCGUACCAAGAGCUAAGCAAGCCAAGAGGAGGACCAGACCAAGCAAGCCCACUCGGGGCAGUAGCAGACUCAAUAGGCGAUCGCUUAGUUCUUUCUAUUAGAGGCGAGAGCAUCUUACUCUCUUUCUUUCUACUGAUUGAUCGAAAGGCAAGUGUUCAGGGACUUAGGGCUCAGAUAAGAGACCCAGGGAUCAAAGACGAGAUCUAUCCUAAAGAGAAAGAAGAAGAAAAGAGGACUCUCGAAGCCAAGUAG